GAUGGCGGGGGAGGAGAGCCUCACUGACGAAUUAGAGCAGAUAGACUUUCUAAGAGACAGACAUGUACGCUUCUUUCAGAGAACUCUCCAGGUUUUACCAGAAAGAUACGCCUCCUUGGAGACAACCAGGUUGACUAUCCUAUUUUUUGCCCUGUCUGGUCUCGAUGUUCUCGAUGCCUUGGAUGUCAUCGACAGCAAGGUCACUAUUGAGUGGAUCUACUCCUUGCAGGUCCUACCCACAGAAGACCAAUCUAACAUCAGUCGCUGCGGCUUUCGAGGAUCAUCACACAUCGGAAUUCCGUGCAACACCGAGGGCCCCGGUGUGCUCCAUCCAUACGACAGCGGCCAUGUAGCCAUGACUUACACUGGACUGUGCUCUUUGCUAAUACUGGGAGACGACCUGAGCCGAGUCAACAAACAGGCCUGUCUGGCAGGUCUCAGGGUGCUGCAACUGGACGACGGCAGUUUCUACGCCGUGCCAGAAGGAAGCGAAAACGAUAUACGCUUUAUCUACUGCGCCGCCAGUAUCUGUUACAUGCUGGACGACUGGUCGGGCAUGGAUAUCCAAAAGGCCAUCGAGUACAUCCGAGGAAGCUUGUCUUACGAUAACGGGUUUGGUCAGGGAGCCGGAAGAGAGUCCCACGGCGGCUGGACGUACUGCGCCAUCGCCUCCUUAUGUUUGAUGGGUCGAUUGGAAGAAGCGCUGACUCAGCGGGAGCUGGACAGGAUCCGCCGCUGGUGCAUCAUGAGACAGCAGAGUGGCUUCCACGGGCGCCCCAACAAACCUGUAGACACGUGUUACUCUUUUUGGGUGGGCGCAACAUUAGAGCUACUAGAUGUGUUCCAGUACACCGACUUUGACAAGAACAGAACCUUCAUCCUGUCCACGCAGGAUCGAUUAGUGGGAGGCUUCGCCAAGUGGCCAGACAGCCAUCCAGACCCUCUGCACGCCUACUUGGGCCUGUGCGGUUUGUCUCUGAUCGGAGAGCCCAGCCUGAGGAAGGUCCACCCGGCUCUUAACAUCACCCAGAGGGCCUUUGAGCACCUCCUCCAGCUGCAGCAGACAUGGAGGGACAAUAGCGGCGGCUGUAGUGGACAGCACUGACAGGACGACCAUCCAGCAUGUUCAGUAAACACACGUCUAAGGAGUCUUUUUUUUACCUAGGUGGCCUAGUGUCCAGCUAGUAACUUUGGAAAGUGGCCUUUCCUUUACAUAAAGCUGCCUUUUGGUGAAAAAAAAAAAAUAUGUGCCAGGACAAAAUCACCAGAGACCUGAAGACAUAACAGGUGCCAAAUUGUCUCCCAUCAUGAUUAAGAAUAGAAAGAAAACCUGUGUGGAUGUGGAGCAGCAAUGUUUAAGGAUGUGUUUUGGCUGAUUUAUAGUUGAACAGUGUUAUGUAAGAUGGACAUGAAACCUUUUAGCAGCACCCUCAUGGACAACAGCUUCUUACGCACACAAGACGUAAUCAUGCAUUUGAAGGGGACCAGUCUUAAUUCUGACUGAAAUUGUGGAAAAAGGUUGAGACCAAUCAUGUUGUCCUUGGAAGCAAAGCGCCUUCUAAGGACAGGCGGUUCGUAAUAACUAACACCUUUCCAGUGCUUUUAUUGACCUUUUCAAAGCUUGCCACGCUCAAAAAGGUUAAUUCCAGCCCUGCAGCUUUCAUCUCCACCCUUCUUCUCCCACCAUCUUUGUUUGCUAAUGAGGAGGUAUGAUCAGGUGGUGCUGCACCCAAAGGAGAUUAGUAGCCAACAACCACCUGAAGGGACUCUUUGGUCUUCUGGAAGAUUGUUCUACAACACCUGCAGGAAACAAAAGAAAACAACAGCUUCUAGGAGCAAGCGGGAAUCAAACGUCUCUUAGGGAAUUUCUCUUUUUGAUCCCGUGAGCUGGCCUGGUUCAGACAGAUUCACCAUUGCCGACAGUAACUAUUUAAUGGAUCCACUUGAUAGCCAUCUUUCACCUCAGGCUCUAGUUGCAACGUCCUGUUUUUCCCUAUCAUUGGUGUGGAAUCCUUCCCGAAGCCUUUUUCAGCAAGUGAAUCGUAAGCCCCGUUUUAAAGGGGAACAUUAUCACCAGACCUAUGUAAGCGUCAAUAUAUAUCUUGAUGUUGCAGAAAAAAGACCAUAUAUUUUUUUAACCGAUUUCCGAACUCUAAAUGGGUGAAUUUUGGCGAAUUAAACGCCUUUCUAUUAUUCGCUCUCGGAGUGAUCGGGAAGCAAUCCGCCAUUUUCUCAAACACCGAGUCAAAUCAGCUCUGUUAUUUUCCGUUUUUUCGACUGUUUUCCGUACCUUGGAGACAUCAUGCCUCGUCGGUGUGUUGUCGGAGGGUGUAACAACGCGAACGGAGACGGAUUCAAGUUGCACCAGUGGCCCAAAGAUGCAAAAGUGGCAAGAAAUUGGACGUUUGUUCCGCACACUUUACCGACGAAAGCUAUGCUACGACAGAGAUGGCAAGAAUGUGUGGAUAUCCUGCGACACUCAAAGCAGAUGCAUUUCCAACGAUAAAGUCAAAGAAAUCUGCCGCCACACCCCCAGGAAAAGAGAGCGGAUGAGGGUAUGUCUACAGAAUAUAUUAAUUGAUGAAAACUGGGCUAUCUGCACUCUCAAAGUGCAUGUUGUUGCCAAAUGUAUUUCAUAUGCUGUAAACCUAGUUCAUAGUUGUUAGUUUCCUUUAAUGCCAAACAAACACAUACCAAUCGUUGGUUAGAAGGCGAUCGCCGAAUUCGUCCUCGCUUUCUCCCGUGUCGCUGGCUUUCGUGUCAUUUUCGUCGGUUUCGCUUGCAUACGGUUCAAACCGAUAUGGCUCAAUAGCUUCAGUUUCUUCUUCAAUUUCGUUUUCGCUACCUGCCUCCACACUACAACCAUCCGUUUCAAUACAUGCGUAAUCUGUUGAAUCGCUUAAGCCGCUGAAAUCCGAGUCUGAAUCCGAGCUAAUGUCGCUAUAAAGUUGCUGUUCUAUCCGCCAUGUUUGUUUGUAUCGGCAUCACUAUGUGACGUCACAGGAAAAUGGACGGGUGUAUAUAACGAUGGUUAAAAUCAGGCACUUUGAAGCUUUUUUUAGGGAUAUUGCGUGAUGGGUAAAAUUUUGAAAAAAACUUCGAAAAAUAAAAUAAGCCACUGGGAACUGAUUUUUAAUGGUUUUAACCCUUCUGAAAUUGUGAUAAUGUUCCUCUUUAAGGAAGAUCCUGCAAAAUGGCUGUCAAUGAAAGAUCCAGCAUUUAUUCACCUUUGCCUUUUUACACAGAACACAAUGAACCGAAAUAUUUCCAAUCAGAGGUAGUGUUAGCAUCUAGUGUGACGAAUACAAAACUUGACAAACAACCACGCUACUGUUAGUUCUAGUGCCUGGUCAGCUGGGGUUCCACAUUGGGUGACGCAAACCACUGCUGGCUCACUGGUCGUCAUCGCUGCAUCAUUCUAGCAUUUGAUACACGGAUAUAAAUGACACACAAGCUAACUUUAGCUUAGCUGUGCCUUACACUCUAUCGUCUUCUCAGUCUGUUACGUGCCAACCCUACCGUUUUCCCCGUCAAACUCAAGUAUUUUUGUCCUUCUGUCCCAGCGUCUUCCUGUUCCCAUAAACUUCAGCUGAAGCAGUGCUUCCCAAUUAUUUUCUGUUUCGCCCUAAGAAGAAAAAAACCUUCCACGCCUCACACCACUCUCUGCCACGACUGAAUAGCAUCAUUUGUCUAAUUGGUAUAAGUACACCUCUGCAUAACAUUGUAUCGUUAUUAGCAAUUGAGAAGAAGAAGAUGAUCUUUAUUGUCGCAUGUACAGUGCCCUCCAAAAGUAUUGGAACAGUGAGUCCAAUUUGUUUAUUUUUGUUGUAGACUGAAAACAUUUGGGGUUGACAUCAAAAGGUGAAUAUGGGACAAGAGAUCAACAUUUCAGCUUUCAUUUCCAGGUAUUUACAUCUGGAUCUGAUACACAACUUAGAAGAUAGCAUUAUUUGUAAUGGAACACAACAUUUUUAGGUGAGCAAUUGUAUUGGAACAUAUAAACUUAAAAUAGAUAAAAGUGAACAAGGCUUAAGAUUUAUAGCUACAAUGAGCACGUUUUGUAGUGCGCAGCUAUUCGAAAUGGGGUUUUAAGAACGACACUUCAUGAUACUGAUAAAGCAUGUUUCCCGGAGUCACACACGCGCUCCCCGCCAAGGCACCACUUGAUAAACAUUGCUGUUCAAAAUAAAAGCACACCACUGCACCAUACUUGCCAACCUUGAGAC
Molecule: messenger RNA, 4226 nt
Organism: Nerophis lumbriciformis (worm pipefish)
Lineage: Eukaryota; Metazoa; Chordata; Actinopteri; Syngnathiformes; Syngnathidae
Gene: pggt1b
Product: protein geranylgeranyltransferase type I, beta subunit
Biological process (GO): protein geranylgeranylation
Cellular component (GO): CAAX-protein geranylgeranyltransferase complex
Molecular function (GO): CAAX-protein geranylgeranyltransferase activity
Source: RefSeq, a predicted model, not a curated record